AUGGGUCCCGGAGUCAAAGGUACUACAAAUCCAUCGAGCUCCAGUUCACAAACAUUGGAUAAUCGCCCUGCGGCCAGCCAACAAUCAGAAAAUUAUUCCACCUCUCAAUUACCGGGAGAAGAGUCAGUCUACAGUAGCCAGGAAUACCCAAUCAAGUUUAUACUCGACGAGUCUGGUGGCAAAUAUUUGAUCGCGUGGGAGGGCCCAUUCGAACCGACCUGGGAGCCAAAGAGCUGCGCUAGUUACGCUGCUGUACAGGCUUGGGAAGUUGAAAAGCGGAAGAGAUAUAUAUCUGCAAAACACUACAAAGAGCAAAGACCGAGGAGAUUUUGUCAAACUCCCCGCCGUAACCCGCUGGGCCUGUUAUCUUCUGCAUCGCCAGCAGCAUUUACUCAGCAGAGUCUUGAGGCCUCGCAACCAUCGUCCACCAACCCACAUUCAUCUAUUCCAUUAUUAUCCCAAGCAACUGAUUCAAGCGGCAGUAUAUUUUGUCCUGAUACCCAAUCUCAAAGCACCCAGGCAUCUCAUUUAUCUUCCAGUCGUGUGGGUGGAGGCUCAUUUAUCUCAUCGACUGAGAGCCAAUCACAUCAUACCCGAACACCUAGAAGCACGCAUAAAUAUAGUCAGGAUUCCAGUAUACCUGAUUCUACUGCCGAUACCUGGGUACUUGAAUCUACUACCAGUUCAUACACCUUGCGUGAGCGAGCAUUAACUUCUACAGGUGUAUCCCAUCUACGGCACCUCCACCAGGAUACAGAACAGAAUCCUGAAAACUCACAAUACUCUUCUCAGGCAUCGCGAGGUACUUCUAGUACGAAUAGUGCCGCUCAUUCAACUUCCCAGUCAAAGGGGCACAGUCAACGCAAGCCACGCUCUCAAUCUCUCGCCCUUGAAGUACUGGAAACUCCACCGUCCCGACUGCUCUUUCGAGAUAUAUCGGACCACAGUUCAUCUCAGGAAAUAGACGUACCAGGCUUUGAAAUCCACAGUUCGACAAGCCGUAGGACCACUGUUCAAAGCUCCUCUGAACUUCAGACACCGUUCCUCGAGUCUAGUACGGUGACCGGAUCUUGCCGGUCAAUUCCAAAAUCAGAAUACCAAGGUGCGGUUAAUCAGAACGGGUAUCCCAAAGCUUCACUGUCUCGUUCGUUUAUCGAAGAAUCACCAACAGCCAUCGCCAGUUCUAAUUUGAGCAAAAGAAAGGCCUUCCGAAGAACGGUUAGCGAAGUGGUGCCAAGAAGCGGCAACCAACACCACCUUAACCGCUUGUCUGCAUCGCCACAACAUCCAAGUCUCCACCUGUCUUCCGUUACCAUGAAUAGCUCAGCGCCUAACACACAUCCUCCGGGUAUCUCGGCGAAUGCUGAAGAGCUAGAACGCCAUGCGCGAGCAACUAGUGUCUCUGAGAAAAUGAAGCAGCUAUGGGAUACUGACCGUGCUCUGAGGAAGCCACUUAACAGCCUUCCUCAAAGUACAACGCCCUCUUCCGCUGGAGAUAUUCUGCCAUCCGCGCCACCAAAUGCUUCGGAUAUCAUCUCACCUCUCAACACACAGUUGGAAAAAAGUACUCCAAGCGCCAUUGGAACUGAAGCACAAACUUCGAUACCCGUUUCAUUCGUUACCCCUCAAGCUUUGCACUAUAAUGUUGAGCAAGUUACCCCCGCUCCAGAGGCCCUCGAGUCAAUGAUGCAAACGGAGACGACAGACUUUGAUGCAUCAAGCCCUCAAGAGCAAAAUCCAGAUGCACUGGAACUGGAAGUUAAUGUUUUGGCUCUUAGUGAGAUGGAAUUUGCGAUCCCGCUAUCCAUGGACUGUCGAGUGAAGGAUGAAUACGAUAAUACCCUGGAAGGUGAGAACAAGUAUGUGGAAAGAUUCUUGGAAUCAGCACCACAAUCGAGUGAAAUGGGAUCUCUAGACGGAGAUAACCAAGGACUGCUCACUAGAAUGGCAACGCUAGUCGAGAAACUUGACAAUAUUACCACACAUCCAGAUAUCAAUAUUGCUAGCCAGGCCGCCGGGGCUUCUCCAGAUACAGCUAAAGAAGCGUUAUGGGCUGAGUACUCUAGCUCAAAGUUUCAAUAUCUUGGGUAUUUCAUUGACGCGUCCAAUGGACUUGAUCUAUAUGUUAUCAUAAUGGCAAAACCAGGGAGAACCGUUGAUGUAGUCCAACGCUACUUGAUGGGGAAGAAUUUUAAUCAGAUGCCUUUCCCUGUGGGCAGACACGGCGAUUCUCCCGCCGUCUUCAGCAAAGAGAAAAUCAACUUCGAAGUACGCUCAACCGCGGAAGAACGAGACAUCCCGGCCUCGAGAUCGCCCUCGCUCAUCAUAGCACUGGAUAGCUCCUUCGAUGCCAGCCUUGCUUCUAUAAAGAAGCUUAGGGUUUGCCCAGGCCACAGCUCCCUUGUCCCCGUUGUCCGUCUAAUUAUCGCCAAUACUGUCGAGCAUGUCAAGGUGUGCCUCCCCAAAUGCGCUGAGCUAACUAGACUUCGCUUGCUGGUACAACACACACUGGCUUGCAAUGAUUCUGCUGGAGAGCUACAAGAUGAUGCUCUCGGUGUUCAAGAGAAUGCUGAAGAAACUUUGAUGUACAUCAUGGAUGACCCUGCUACGCGGACGUGGAAGCUUCCAUAUAUGGAAACCUUGGAGAUAGAAGGGCAAGAUGAAAGCCCUAGAUCAGAGCUUGACCCAAUGUCUUCUAAUCAUGCUUCGCGUCAAAAGAGAUGGCUGGAGACUGAACUAAGCGACAGCAUCAAUCCAUCAAAACGGCAGAGAAUAACACCAACCCAGGAUAUCACACAUAUCAGUGAUUCAGUGCAGAAUUCGACGCAAGCGGAUCAAAGCAGCCUUUCUGCUAACCAGGGUCACACGAAUCACUCUGCCACCACCGCAGAUAUUGAAGCCCUCCGUAACACGCUAGCAAGUAGCAAAACUAAAGUGAAGUCACUCGAAGCAAGUAUUGGUGCUCUGCAAUACCGUUAUGAAGCAAAGCAUAAUCUGUUGCAUCAAACUCGACAUGAGUUAGAACUGGAGCGAGAAAAGGCUCAAAAGAACCUGGCAAGAUUUGAGCGCCAGAAAGAAGAAAUAACAAGACUGAAGGACCGAAACGCCGAGCUAGUCACCGAGCUGGAAGCGGCGAGGAAUACCAUCAAAUCUGGUGGUGGCUUGGAGUCUGAUCUAGAGAAGUCCCGCGAGGAAAUCAGGAAACUUGAAAAGACAAUGGCGAGCCUUGAGCGUACGGUCCAACAGGAACGGUCGCAAACAGAAUAUACCCGACAACAAUACCAAAAUGCCUCCACGUCAGCUGCACAAUCCACAAUGGAAGCCCGUCGACUUGAGGAAAGAGUCCAGGAGCUGGAAAAGAAAGCAAACGGCGAAGCCGUAAGACUUAAAGAGCUGAAGAUGCAAAAGGAUGGGGAACUGCAACUAGCUCGUAUCAAGGAGCUAGAAUCCCUAUUGGCGACGAGGGAGACUCUCUUGACGAGGAAAGAAGAGGAGAUUCGUGAAAUGAAAAAGAACCGCCCCUCUACCCGCGCAACAAGCAUGCAACCUCGGAGUCCCAAGUACGGCGCAAGCCGACCGUCUAGCCCCGGGCCGAACAAUAUCGGCUCGGCUGUUCGGGGAAGCGCCCUCAAAUUUCGGGCUGAAAUAUAG
Nannizzia gypsea CBS 118893 is the source of this 3651-nucleotide messenger RNA. RefSeq lists its product as hypothetical. The transcript has 5 exons. Gene Ontology annotation, cellular component: HDA1 complex. The record is from RefSeq and is a predicted model, not a curated record. Bases 1 to 3651 code for a protein of 1216 amino acids. NCBI's taxonomy places the organism in Eukaryota, Fungi, Ascomycota, Eurotiomycetes, Onygenales, Arthrodermataceae.